Messenger RNA from Coffea arabica (coffee), 942 nucleotides. RefSeq lists its product as uncharacterized. NCBI's taxonomy places the organism in Eukaryota, Viridiplantae, Streptophyta, Magnoliopsida, Gentianales, Rubiaceae. The record is from RefSeq and is a predicted model, not a curated record.
AUGGCCUGGAACAACCGCCGUGGUGCUAGAGGACGCAAUGCAAAUCGCAUGAGGCAAGACGAGGAAGAUGAGGCCUUACUUCUUAUGAGCGCCUCGUUAAUGUUAAUGCAUCCGUCACUUGCACACGUGGAUAAUAAUCAACCACUUCCGCAACAUGAUGGUUCAUUCACAGAUAGGCAGUGGGUAGAACGCGUACUCUACGGUCAUCAUAGACGCUCAAUAGAUAACAUGCGUAUCACGGUUGAUAAUUUCUUGCUACUGUCCAAUAUCCUUGUCGAGAGACAGUACGUUCCACACAAUUACCAACAGCGCGUGCCCAUACAGGAGGCGCUUGCUAUGACUUUAAUGUUGGUCAGCCACAAGCAUACGCACUGUGUGUUGGGUACUAUUUUUGAUCGAUCCAUCGAGACGAUUAAUCGAAAUAUAAAAAAGGUGCUCCGAGGCCUGUGUCUAUUUGCAACUGAAAUAAUACGAUCGGGUGACCAGACUGCAGUUCAUCCACGAAUUGCAAACUCAACUAAUUUUUAUCCAUGGUUCAAGGAUGCCGUGGGAGCGAUGGAUGGCACUCACAUCUCAGCUUGUCCUCCGACAGGCGAGCAAAUGGCAUAUACAAAUCGGCACGGGUGGCAAUCACAGAAUGUUCUGGCAGUUUGUGACCAUGACAUGCGCUUCAUCUAUGUGUAUGCUGGAUGGGAGGGAAGUGCACACGAUGCGCGAGUGUUGGAGUCAGCAUUAGCAUAUCCGUCCGAUUUUCCACUGCCGCAACCUGGCCAGUACUACUUAGUUGAUGCGACAUACAAGAAUGCUCCAGGUUUCAUGCCCCCGUAUAAGAACGUGGGGUCCGAAUCUCCGGCAAAGGCCUUGUUCAAUACUCGACAUUCGCAACUUCGCAAUGUCAUUGAGCGCACAUUUGGUGUGCUUAAGAAAAAUUCAAAUGGUUAA